UCCGUCCGCUAGGUGGCAAUAUUUUCAUAACCCUCAUUUCAGAAGUACUACUGAGCUUCUCCGUUCGUUUCUGCUGGCGGCAGAAAGGCGCUCUGGACCACAUUGUUUAUGUACUCCUAUUCACACUUUGGCUAGAUGUUUAACUGCUCGGCAGAAACUCAAACCGUCUCGUUUUUAUCUUGGAAGUAGCGACAGCUGUGCGCUGAAAUAAUAAUGCCUAUUGCGUGCUCGGCGCUCGGAUGUACCAACCGCUUUAUCAAAGGCUCUGAGAUCCGCUUUUAUAGAUUCCCCAUCAGCAAGCCUCAGUUGGCUGAGCAGUGGGUGCGAAGUCUAGGUAGAAAGAACUUUGUCCCAACCACAAACUCCUGCCUGUGCUCUGAGCACUUCCAGCCUGACUGCUUCCGUGAUUACAAUGGAAAACAGUUCCUCAGGGAAGAUGCUGUGCCUACUAUUUUCUCCAACUGGCCCAAGGCAGGGGGCGAUGGCACAAAGAUUGAAUUAAGGAAGAGCAGAGGAGGGCUGGUAACAAAAGAUGAAUCAAAUCGCCUUGGUUCACUUCCUGAUGGAGCCAGACAAUUUAAUAAGGAAAGGAGACAAACAGCUAGAGAAACCAGCCUAAAGGGAAGGACCAUAAACGAUGGCUACAAGAGACGUGGUGGGGCAAAAAUCCCUUCCAGUGACAGACAAGGCAUGGCAGCCAAGAGUAAAGUGUACGACAGCCAAGGUCUUCUCAUCUCCUGUGGGCGAGACUUGUGCGAUUGUCUGGACGUGGACUGCAUGGGCUGCUUCUACCCCUGCCCUGACUGCGGCUCCCGCAAGUGCGGCGUAGAGUGCCGCUGUGACAGGAAGUGGCUGUAUGAGCAGGUGGAGGUGGAGGGAGGCGAAAUCAUCCGAAACAAAUACGCAGGCUAGCUGAUGUGAAUAAAGAGAUUGUGGGGGGUGAAUGGUUCUGUCAAAAGUCUCAUUUCCUCAGUUUUCCUCUUGCCCUAAAUGGAGUUCGUUGGCCGAGACGUGUUUGAUGUUUGAAGUCUUCAGUUUUGUACUACAGCUUUGGGCCUAAUGCAGCUUAUACCCAUGUGUUAGGAUUAUGCAAACUGAAUGCCUAAGAGGGUCUAUUCUUACCUCAAACUGUGCCAAGCUGAUCAGUAAUCUCAGAUGUUUUUUCUGAAGCUGCAUGAUAUACUGUUAUCUAUGAACAUUAAAACAGUCAUGUUGGAUGCAUUAGACUUGUUCCAGUGCAUAACUAAAACACAAACUUGAGAAUAAUAUGUCCUUGCUGGUGAACUACAUUGGGGGUAAGGGGAAAAAAAUAUGUGAUUAAUUUUUUGCUGAACGAUCAUGUUAAAGGGGAAUUCCACAUUUUUUUUUCCAUAUUUUUUUCCUAAUUCAUUUGUUGAGAAGUAAACAAGGUCGGUGUUUUACUGUGAACUGGUGCAUUGUAGAGAAACUUGCCUCUGAUUUCUUUACAGUGGUGGUGAUAGGAACCUGGGGUCAUGAUGUCAGUAACUCUAGUGAUUUUAUUUGCUAUUAAAAAUGAACAGUGAACCUGCAUAUCUUCUGAGUUAUUGUAUGUAGUCUAGAUAAUGGUUAAAUGGUAGUAAAUCUGAAAAGAAAAUAAUGUGUCCUAUUUUGCCACACAUCUUGCUUGUAUCUCUCCAUUAUGAAUGGAUCCUCAAAAAUAGUGUAAAAUAUUCUCUCAGCCAUCAGGCAACAUAUUUAUGAGAAUUUAGUCUAUAUGGUUCCUGUGAUGUAAUUCUUGUAGUGCUUAAACACUGCAGACAUCUAGUUCCUAUCGUCAGCAUUGUGAAAAGUUCUGACUCAGCAAGUUGACCUAUGGCACAUUUCACAUCAGACCACACUGAAUAACUUUGUUUACAUCUUAACGUAGUUUUGCAGAAAAUCUGGAAUUCUAAUUUUAAGCCUUUUUUUCUUUGUGGAGAGAGAGUGCAACACUAAGACAUGCAAGGACUACAUGGUUUGAAGUGAGUAUAAAGGCCUAAUGGACAUUAUGGGACAUUGCUGGUUGUUUAUAAUAUUAUUUCCUGCAGGUGUUGUGGGGAAAAAGGAUCAUUACAUGAUUGUAGAGAGAAUUGCUUUAAUACUCUGCAGUAAUAUAAUCUUAACAUUGUGACCCUGCUGAGAAUCUGUUCAUUCCAGGGCCUUUUUAAUUUCAGAAAUAUUGGUGUUUCUUUUCCUCAAUUGAUAAUGUGAACAUUCUUGCUUUGGCAGUGCUGAGAUGUUUGUCUCGUGGUGUCCUUCAUAGCGAAUAGAUUGCAUAGACUGGCCUUUAGAAAUUGAAUGAAACAGAGUUUUCUCCACUGUUGUUGGCUCCACUGUAAAUCUAAUAAGUAUUUCAGGCUAUUCCAAGUCUAAAGCAGCCGUGCCAUUUAUGUUGUGUUAUCAACAGCAUAUAUUGCUUUUACACCCUGAAAGCUUUGUUCAUUAAAGGUUUUUGUUUUUUGUUA
Molecule: messenger RNA, 2465 nt
Organism: Pygocentrus nattereri (red-bellied piranha)
Lineage: Eukaryota; Metazoa; Chordata; Actinopteri; Characiformes; Serrasalmidae
Gene: arl14ep
Product: ADP-ribosylation factor-like 14 effector protein
Exons: 5
Coding region: 214-912 (232 amino acids)
Cellular component (GO): intracellular membrane-bounded organelle
Source: RefSeq, a predicted model, not a curated record